AUAUUCAAAGUCUCCCCCUUUGAAACAUCCAUCAAAUUUUUUCUUCUCCAUUUUGCCCCCUUUCUACAUCUCCCCAUCUUCGCUGCAUUUUUCCCAUUUUCAAUUCUCUCACGCCUUUUCUCCAAGAGGGAAGUCAAAAAAGCUUCAAUCUUGGCUUUCAAAUCACACCAAGAAGGGUUAUCGAGCUGGGUUUUAGAUUCCUCUUUAAAAAUUAAAUCUUUGUGGGAAUUCUCUCCCAUGGUUUCCAAGUGUUUUCAAGGUGUGUUGUGCUUGUUUUUAUUCUUCCAUAGCUUCUUACUAGCUAAUGGCGAUGGAAAUUCCAACUCAUCCACUUUCACAGCCAUGGAAAUCCCCACCUACACCGCCGCCGCCGCCGAUUGCUCCUUCUCCGACCAAAAAUCAGACAAAAUAUUGCUCGAAAACGACGUCAAAAUCGGCGACUUCAAUGUUAAACCAACCGUUAUGCUAAACAUGAAGCACCGCCGCGCCGGAGCUAAGCCGGUGGACUGCGUCGUGGAGUCGACGGCGAAGGAUUUCACCCGAAUUCAGACGUUCCAGGCGAGAAUAAUCGAAAAGAAGAGCCAAAACACCGCUUCAAGACUCAAGAUAGACGGCUCCAGCUCUGCUCCGCCGGAGAUUGUUGCCGGCGGAGGCGCUGCCGGAGGCCAGCUGGUGGCGACGCUGGAAUCCGGGGUGAGCCUCGGGUCCGGCGAGUAUUUCAUGGAUGUGUUCAUUGGUACACCUCCUAAACACUUCUAUUUGAUUCUUGACACUGGCUCUGAUCUCAACUGGAUCCAAUGUGUUCCUUGCUAUGAUUGUUUUGAGCAAAAGGGCCCUUAUUAUGAUCCAAAGGAGUCGAAUUCUUAUCGAAAUAUAAGUUGUGAUGAUCCCCUUUGCCAUUUGGUGUCCUCCCCUGAACCCCCUCAGGGGUGCAGGGGCGGGAGCCAGAGCUGCCCGUACUACUAUUGGUACGGUGACAGCUCCAACACGACGGGGGACUUUGCGUUGGAGACGUUCACGGUGAACAUGACUUCGUUCGACGGGACUUUGGAGUUCAGGAAGGUGGAGAAUGUGAUGUUCGGGUGCGGCCACUGGAAUAGGGGCUUGUUCCAUGGCGCGGCCGGCUUGCUAGGGUUAGGGAGGGGGCCUUUGUCGUUCGCGUCCCAGCUUCAGUCGUUGUAUGGACACUCAUUCUCGUAUUGUUUGGUUGAUCGGAAUAGCAAUGCUAGUGUUAGUAGCAAGCUCAUCUUCGGGGAGGACGAGAAGCUGCUUAGGCGUCCGGAGCUGAACUUUACCACCUUGAUCGGUGGGAUGGAGAAUCUGGUGGAUACGUUCUAUUAUGUGGGGAUUAGGUCGAUUGUGGUUGGAGGGGAGGUGUUGGGGAUCCCGAAGGAGACGUGGAGCCUCUUCCCGGAGGGGAAUGGUGGCACCAUCAUAGACUCGGGGACUACUCUCAGCUACUUUGCUGAGCCGGCCUAUAAGAUGAUCCGGGACGCGAUCAUGGAGAGGAUGAAAGGGUAUCCAGUUGUGGAGGACUUCCCCAUUCUUGAUCCAUGUUACAAUGUGUCUGGUGUCGAAGAAUCCUACUUGCCUUCUUUCGGGAUUGUGUUCGGGGAUGGGGCCGUGUGGAACUUUCCGAGUGAGAACUACUUCAUUAGGCUCGACCCUAGUGAUGUCGUGUGCCUCGCCAUCCUCGGGACCCCCAGGACGGGUUUAUCGAUAAUCGGGAACUACCAACAACAAAACUUCCAUAUCUUGUAUGAUACUAAGCAAUCUAGGCUUGGGUUUGCUCCAACUAAGUGUGCUGAGAUGUAGGAGAGUGUGUUGUUUUGUAUAGUUUUAGGUUGUUUUUGGUGGGACAAUGUAAACAUGAUGAGAUGGAGGGAUACAUAUGCCUAUAGGUGUCAUGAUGCAAGAAUUUGUCAUGAUGUUUUAGGCUUUUCAUAUCAUUCAUAUAUAAUUAUUAAUACUAUAUUAUUUCAAAUUU
Molecule: messenger RNA, 1987 nt
Organism: Salvia splendens (bonfire salvia)
Lineage: Eukaryota; Viridiplantae; Streptophyta; Magnoliopsida; Lamiales; Lamiaceae
Product: aspartyl protease family protein 2-like
Exons: 1
Coding region: 238-1815 (525 amino acids)
Biological process (GO): proteolysis
Molecular function (GO): aspartic-type endopeptidase activity
Source: RefSeq, a predicted model, not a curated record